ACGUGGGCAGAGUACUCACUCAGGAAAUAACUCAAUCUGUAACUGCAUCUAAAAUAGGAAGAGGUAGCAGUGUUGCCAUGCAAGGUUUCCUCUGCGUCUCUUCGUUCCUUCUAAUAUGUCAACAUGAUUCAUUUGUAUCAAAAUGUCACAAUUAUUCACAAUAUUUCAAUUUUUCAUCAACUGUUUCAAAAUAAAUCUUAUUUUUAACUGUUUUAACAAUUGUCUUCUGAUUUUUUAAAACAUUAUUCACAUUGGCCUGUAUGUUAAUGCCAGCUGAAGAACUGAACCACCUGCGUUAGAAGGAAGUGUUAACGUGCACGUCUGUCUGCUUCUGCCCAUGUUGUGCUGUUAGCUAUUGGAAACGGAGAAUUAUCAAAAUAAUAUAAAUACAGCUAAAGAACAGCGCGUGAGAGGGAAUCUCUGAGAGACGACAUUAAAACAAAGUUUACUCACCUGUGCAAUGGCGAGUGAACUCUCCCCAAAUGUUUAUGGGGGUCCUCCUCCCCAGUCAGAUCUUAGACUCCUGCUGCUUGGGAGAGUCGGAGCUGGGAAAAGUACAGUAGGCAAAACCAUCCUGGGCAGCGAUAACUUCUGGAGUGAAGGAGGCAUGUGUGUGAAGAAGCAGGGUGGAAGGACCGUCACCGUGGUGGACACCCCGGGCUGGGACACUGUGAAGUACACGUCCACAUACAUCAAACAAGAAAUUAAGAAGUGUGACCCCAUGCCCUUCUUCUGGUGGUGCCCAUGGGCGACCCGCUCUCCUCCGCAGAAAGAAAGGCGAUUCGGUAUCACAUGGCGCUAUUGUCAGUUAGGGCAUGGAAGUUUACCAUGGUCUUGUUUGUCAGUGAGGCUGAGGAGAAAUGCACAUCCAUUGAACAAAAUCAGAUGAUCGGCAGAGCAAAAAGUAUUCUAGCGAAAUGUGGACACAGACACCAUCUCCUUGAGUGUGGCAAUUCUCCUCCCCAGAUUUCUGAGCUCCUGAUAAAGCUAGACGCCAUGGUAGCAGAAAACUGUGAAGAAUUCUUAAUCCCCCAAGUAUAUGAUGAACUGAUGGAGACUACAAUGCCAAGUGAAGUGACCGAGCUGAGAAGGAUGUAUGAAGACCGAGAGGACAGACUGAAACGGAAAUACAAAACAGAGUUGAAGGAAAAGGAAGAAGAGCUGAAGAAGUACAGAGAAGAAGAGAAGCCUAAAGAAAGGUUGAUGAAGAGGACAAGUAGCAGUCAACUACUCCCCCCCCCCACGCCCCCCCACCCCCCCCAGUAUAAGCACAGAGAAGAGGACGGGUCGGUAAUGGCUGACCAUCAGAAGGUGGACCUACAGGCCGUCAAGCAAGGAUACAGGGAAGAGGCCUUGUCUGUGGUGGGCCACUACGUCAAACCACUAAUAGUGAUUAUGACUGCUGUAGUGGGGGCACUCAUGGGAGCAGUUGCAGGUGCAGAACAUGGAACACUUGGCGCAUGUACUGGAAUUCCUAUAGGCAUUAUUUUGGCAGUUCUUGUGAGUUAUGCUGUCCGUGGAGCCGACACAGCAGCAAGGGAUAUUUCCAUCGCAGUCAAAGCCGAGGGAAAUGAAAGUCAGAGGAGAGAAGAGGGAGCAGGCUUCUUCUUAGAUUCUACAAAAUCUGAAAGAUUUGAUAAGGAUCAGUGACACUCUUUUGAAUGUCAACACUAUUCUAUUGCUACAGUGUGUAGUGUAUGGACUGUGCUGUAUGGACUGUGCUGUAUGGACUGUGCUGUAUGGACUCUCAUGGUUCACCUGACUUGACUGGCUGACCCCAGUGAAGAGACAGGACAGACUGCCCAGCAAACCGGGAACAUACCCAGAACAUAAGAAAGGGUUUUUAUACAAAAUUAGGACGUUCUCCUAACAUUCACAAAAACGCACAACAUCUGUAACAACCACCAUUCCCCAAACAACAUUCUCGUUAUGUUUCCUGGUAAUGUAAUAACACAAUGUACCAGCAAUGUUUUUUGAACAUACUGUUGCAACAAAAUGUAUACGCAAUGUUCUGGGAACGUUCUUGCAACAUCAGGCAAAUGUUUAUACAAACAUUGUAUAAUCAUCAGCACGACGGGACAGUUUUUGUGUUAUGAUAACAUUUACCGCAACCUAACAAAUGUUCUGGGAGUUUUCAGAGAAACAAUUUUGGUUUGUUAGACGCUCUUUCUCUCUCGCUCUCUCUCUCUCGCUCUCUCUCUCGCCCUCUCUCUCUCUCGCCCUCUCUCUCUCGCCCUCUC
Oncorhynchus tshawytscha (Chinook salmon) is the source of this 2240-nucleotide messenger RNA. RefSeq lists its product as uncharacterized. The transcript is spliced from 5 exons. NCBI's taxonomy places the organism in Eukaryota, Metazoa, Chordata, Actinopteri, Salmoniformes, Salmonidae. The coding region runs from base 745 to 1650 and encodes 301 amino acids. The record is from RefSeq and is a predicted model, not a curated record.